AUGAAGAGCCGUAUCCUGCCGGUUGAAGAAGGGUUAUGGGACACCCACAAUAUCCAAGCCUUGCGUAGAACACUGCAGAGCCACCUCUUGUUGCCGCAGUUUUCACAUCCAAAUCACAUCCCUCCGGGCUAUCACCAGGUGUCAUUUAACAGCCUACCUGAUGAGCACGAGCUUUCCCAUGAUGGCGCCGAACAGCGUCAUGCUCCCAACGACGAAUGGAAAUUUCGCGUAUGGGCGGGAGGUCACCUGGACUUUCAAAAACCUUUCCUUUGGACAGAGGGGCGUGAUGGACCGGAGUCCGUUGCAGUCAACGAAAAGAUUACCGAUACACGACUUAUUGGCAAUGCCAAUGCGCACAAUUCGAAAGUCAUGGUCACAAUAACAAAAAGUCUGUUUGCGCCAGAGCUAGAUGCUCAGGGGCAACCUGUCCGUGGCAGUCGCAACCAGAUUUCUAUGUCAAAAGCCAAAGACAACAUCCUGCUCAGAGAGCAAAAGUACCUAUGUUUCAUGCGAGAAAUUCCGGAUAGCCUCAAGUCAGCGUCUUCAGUGCGCAAGAUAGCGUUCCCUUCAGACCCGGACUACUCACAAACCAUGAUACCCUCAGCAACGCUGCUCUUUAGGUUCAGUGCUCUGACGAGGAAUGCUCAUGCCAUUCAUCUCGAUGGCGAUUAUACCCGAGAGGUGUACGGCCUUCCCAAACCUCUGGUACAUGGCCCGCUAACAUCGGUGUUAAUGUUGGAUGUGCUUGGAGAGGCUCUAGCACUGAAAAGUCAUGGACAAGCAUCUGCCCUCGCAAUUCGAAGUUUCCAGUAUAGGAAUCUCCUUCCACUCUUCGUGAAUGAGCAGAUCACGAUAGCCUGUAAGAGACUCCACGAUACGAAGGCUGAUACGACGAAAUACCAGACAGAAUCUGCAGCACCAUGGCAAAAAUGGGAUGUCUGGAUUCAGAAAGGAGAAGGCAAAGACGCGACUUUGGCAGUUCGUGGUUCGGCUUUGGUGUCGCCAGAGCCUUCCCCUACCUCUGAACGAGAACGAGAUCCUUCUGAGUAA
This is a messenger RNA of Cladophialophora carrionii CBS 160.54, 1050 nucleotides long. RefSeq lists its product as uncharacterized. Bases 1 to 1050 code for a protein of 349 amino acids. Gene Ontology annotation, cellular component: mitochondrion. Gene Ontology annotation, molecular function: (3R)-hydroxyacyl-[acyl-carrier-protein] dehydratase activity. The record is from RefSeq and is a predicted model, not a curated record. Lineage: Eukaryota; Fungi; Ascomycota; Eurotiomycetes; Chaetothyriales; Herpotrichiellaceae. The transcript has a single exon.